Molecule: messenger RNA, 1596 nt
Organism: Globicephala melas (long-finned pilot whale)
Lineage: Eukaryota; Metazoa; Chordata; Mammalia; Artiodactyla; Delphinidae
Product: Golgi-associated RAB2 interactor protein 4-like
Cellular component (GO): nucleus
Source: RefSeq, a predicted model, not a curated record
AUGAGUGGGGACUCUCUGCUCCCGUAUCACACGGCCCAGAGCAGCACCGGGGUGGGCCUGUUCAACACCACCACGGGGAAGCUGCAGCAGCAACUGCGCAAUGGCGAAUAUGACAUCUUCAAGUACGCACCGAUAUUCGAGAGCGACUUUAUCCAGAUCACGAAGAGGGGAGACCUGAUUGACGUGCACAACUGUGUCUGCAUGGUGACCGUGGGCAUCACAUCCAGCAGCCCCGUCCUCCCACUCCCAGACACCAUGCUGCUGGCCCGAUGGGUCACCGACUGUGAAGAGCACGCUGAGCACAGCCAGGCCGCCAAGGGCAAGAGCCACGAGCCUGCAAAGACCUUAGAGCUCACCAGGCUCCUUCCCUUGACGUUCGUGAGCAUCUCCACUCACAAUCGCGAGAAACAACAGCUGCGCGUGAAGUUUGCCACUGGCCGCUCCUGGUACCUGCAGCUGUGUGCCCCUCCGGACGCACAGGAAGACCUCUUCACCUCUUGGGAAGAGCUGAUUUACCUCCUGCGACCACCAGUGGAGAGUUACAGCCGCACCUAUGCCGUUCCAGCCUGGGACAUGAUCGGCCUGCCUGUGUUCGAGGAGGAGGAGGACGGCAGGAGCCCAGCAGUGGAGGAUUUCCAAGGAAAGUGGGAUCAGGACCAGGUGAGCAUCUGCAGCCUCCACACGUGCUCUGAGCUGUCCGGGGUCACGUCUGCCGCUUUUGCUGGCGGGGAGGGGAUCCAACUGGACUCCCACAAGCCCAACACCAUGCCCGAUGUGGCCACUGCAAAAGCAAAACCUACAGUGCUUGACAAAGCGUCAGCAUCGCGGGCAACGACAAAGGUGGAGACAGCAGGGGUGGCAGGAGGCACCGCAGCGGGUGCCGCGAACUAUUCAGGGUAUGCUUCCAGCAUGUCCACCAGUCUCUCCCCAGAGGCCGGCGUGACUGUGGUCGGAGCAGAACCUACAGGCAAGACUGCUGAAGGAAGAGCCAACGAGGAGGACGAGGGGACCCUCAUCUCAACCUUGCCACAGGAAGGCAAAGUGAGUGAACAGGAUGGCAGCUCACAGAGGGUGUCCCAGGCCCGCAAGGGAAGAAAGGAGAGAAGGGAGCACUGGGGAGAGGACAGAGCUCUUACGAGCCCCUCGCUCUGCAGUUCAGUGGAAAGCCACCACAAGGCAGCAGGGAACAAGACCAUCCAGAAAGCAGCUGGCCCGUGCUCAGGCGGCCGCAGAGCCACUAGAGAUGACCAAAAGGACAAAGGCCAUGGCAGCCCGGGGGGCAGCGAGCAGGGCACUGCUCACAAAGACAUCAGCCGUGCUCCCAUCACCAACGAGUCCAGGAUCUCGCACAAAUCGGGCAGGAGCUUAUCUACAGCGAGUUCAGGUCCCACCACCGAGAGACUCAGCAGGAUCAGCUCUUUCUUCAGGAACGUCAGAGCCAGUCUUACUACAAAGACAGUGGCCUCCUCACGCGAUAAAUAUGUGAGCAUCAUGGCGAAGCCAGUGGAAGGGACCCGAAUGGAGGCCAUCGUAGAGACAGCAGAGAGUGGCCAGGGGCUGGAGAUCACUGGAGGUGUGACAUCUGAGACCGUGUAG